UCGUGUGCGUGCGAGGGGGGCGACGUAAGGGCGCUCCGCGAGCCCGUCUCUCCUCGAAUGAAAGGAAACAACCUCCGGCGACAGAGCCCCGCUCUCAGGCACUGCCGGAGAACCGAGACCGACUUCUUUCUCUUUACCCUCAUUGGCGCUUCUCUCCUGCCGUCCGCCUCUGGGCCCUGCCGCAUUUCUUGAGGCUUAAAGUGGCAUUCUAAAGGCAAUUUAAAAAUCAUGUCAAGCUCAGUUGAACAGAAAAAAGGGCCUACAAGACAGCGCAAAUGUGGCUUUUGUAAGUCAAAUAGAGACAAGGAAUGUGGACAGUUACUAAUAUCUGAAAACCAGAAGGUGGCAGCGCACCAUAAGUGCAUGCUCUUUUCAUCUGCUUUGGUAUCAUCACACUCUGAUAAUGAAAGUCUUGGUGGAUUUUCUAUUGAAGAUGUCCAAAAGGAAAUUAAAAGAGGCACGAAGCUGAUGUGUUCUUUGUGCCAUUGUCCUGGAGCAACAAUUGGUUGUGAUGUGAAAACAUGUCACAGGACAUACCACUACCACUGUGCAUUGCAUGAUAAAGCUCAAAUACGAGAGAAACCUUCACAAGGAAUUUACAUGGUCUAUUGCCGAAAACACAAGAAAACUGCACAUAACUCCGAAGCAGCUGAUUUAGAGGAAAGUUUUAAUGAACACGAACUGGAGCCCUCAUCACCUAAAAGUAAAAAGAAAAGUCGCAAAGGAAGGCCAAGAAAAACUAAUUUUAAAGGACUGUCAGAAGAUACCAGGUCCACAUCCUCCCAUGGAACAGACGAAAUGGAAAGUAGUUCCUAUAGAGAUAGGUCUCCACACAGAAGCAGCCCUAGUGACACCAGGCCUAAAUGUGGAUUUUGCCAUGUAGGGGAGGAAGAAAAUGAAGCACGAGGAAAACUGCAUAUAUUUAAUGCCAAGAAGGCAGCUGCCCAUUAUAAGUGCAUGUUGUUUUCUUCUGGCACAGUCCAGCUCACAACAACAUCAAGAGCAGAAUUUGGAGACUUUGAUAUUAAAACUGUACUUCAGGAGAUUAAGCGAGGAAAAAGAAUGAAAUGUACACUUUGCAGUCAGCCUGGUGCUACUAUUGGAUGUGAAAUAAAAGCCUGUGUUAAGACUUACCAUUACCACUGUGGAGUACAAGACAAAGCUAAAUACAUUGAAAAUAUGUCACGAGGAAUUUACAAAUUAUACUGUAAAAAUCAUAGCGGAAAUGAUGAGAGAGAUGAAGAAGAUGAGGAACGAGAGAGUAAAAGCCGAGGAAAAGUAGAAAUUGAUCAGCAACAACUAACUCAGCAGCAACUUAAUGGAAACUAGGUUCAUGGGACAGAGUUAGAAAACUGGGAAUGAAUAAGACAUCCAUAACUACUAUUCUUUUUUCACUGUUUUCUAAAAUCAAAAAGGGUUUGUAACUUUUUACUGCCCAACUCUUAGAUCCUUCAUUGAACUGCCUAAAAAUGUCUUGUUUGUUUUAUGAGCCUUCACUAGAAGGCUGAGUUUGACAUGUUGAUAUUACGUAGCUAUAGUUUGCAGUUUCUGGGAAGCAAUUGAAACACUAUUAACCCUGUGUAUAGUGUCAACAGUUAAAGCAGAUGAAACAAAGUAAGCUAUAUUUCUGGACUGAACAAAGUUCUGCUGUUUAGAGUGUUUAAGUUUGUUUAGUGGAUCCAUACUCAAAGGAAAGCAUAAGCAAAUUUUCCUUUACAAUGCAAACAUGCCACUGGUGGCAGCACAUGGUAAUUUGUGGAUUUUUUUUUUCACACUCAAGUAAUGGAGGCUAGAAAUGAAGAGAACCUUCUUUUUCUCUUGGCUUUAACAGCACAUGCUAAAAAUCUCUUCCAAGAAGUACGCUAAAGCUUUUCAUUUGGUUCCUGUUAAAGUUGUUCUCACUGACCAGCAUGGACUCAGGCAACUGCUAAUUAUAAGCUAUGAGCUCCAGUGCUUUUGCCAAAAUUCUCUUGACAGCACACCUCCUCUCUUUCCAUGUUAUACAGAGGACUUCUGGCAAAAUGAUUGAGUCCUUCAAGUUUAAACUAACAUUUGGCAACAGCAAAUUAAAUGUUUUUAAGAUGUAAAGAAAGAGUUACUGCUUGCUAAGGACUUCAGACAUCAUGUCCGAGACGUGUUCCUCUCAAGUGCCCUGUUGUGUGGAACACUUCCCAUACUGGCGCAGAGUACGUAAGGAGGUCUCAUGUGCUGUAGGAGUAAAAAAGUCUUUGCAUAAAACAGUAUUUAUUUUUACUUUUGUGACCACUAUUUCAGAAACUUUAUUUAAUAUUUUAAUGUUUUCAGUCAUUGCUUUGGUUAUCUAUAAAAUAGGCUUUUGUGCCCUACUUUUCUUCUUGUAGGGCUUGGUGGUGUUUUAUCGAUUGUCAGAAUUGGUUUUGAAAGCCUAAGAACCCAGCUUUUUAGAAAGGGUUUUCACACUGGCAUUUCUAGGUAGUGAUAUUUUCUUCCACUUACCUGCUGAAGCACAUUUAUGCAUUUCUUUAUGGCAAAACCAAAUAACUUUAGUUGUGGUCUGCCUGAUAUUACCAUAGCACCUCAAUACCAAGGGAAGGGAUUUUGACUAGUUGAAUUAUUAAGCCACCACAAUAAAGCAGAUUUUUAAAUAAGGAAUAAUCAUGUUAACUUGACUGUACAUUGAGAUAUUCUACAUCUGAUAGAGCAGCAUUUUAAAAAUGUAACAGGUGGAAAAUUACACUGUGCUUAAUGACUGCUUUUUUUAAAAACUGUGAGUCCCUUAAAGUCAUGUUUGUCAAGUGUGUAUUCACACAUUUACUUAAAUCAAGGGACUCAAUGCUUGCUUUUAUUUUAACCAUCUUUUACUAUUUUUAGAAGGAAACUAGCUUUAGUAGUGGGUUGCCCUGUAUGUUUUCUCUUUUUGCUCUUAAUAUGCCAUUGGGUUUUUGUGUGUAUGUGAUUUUCAAAAUUCAUGACUUGAAGUGCAAGGACAGAUCUAGCUGUUUGUUUACCAAGCUAUGUGACUUCUCCCAAAGGAUCUGUACUUUCUUUCCUUACAACAGCUUGAAAAUCAUUAUUUUAAAAUCCUUAAAUCACUGUGUCUAGAUCAUUUUUUACAUUGUGUGCCAUAGACUUACCCAUGGGACAACAGAGCUCCUUCAUUUUUGAACAACUACUGUAAUCAUUUUUUUUUUUUUUUAGGAAAAAUGGAAGGUGCCAGGGGUAAUCAUGGCCAGUCAAUAAUUAUAUAAAGGAGUUCAAAUACUAUAGCUGUCAGUUGAUGAAUUUGUUAUGUAGUAAAAUGUAUGACUUUGUAUGGGUUUCUUCAGCCCUUUUUCUGCCACUAGCAACCAGAAUAGCACUUUACCUUUUGGUUGGCUAGAUAAGUGGCUGACUACCUGUUUUUCUCACUGUGGUGUGAUUGGCUAAACAAUCUUGCAUUAAAAAUUCAAAUGUAAAUUGAAUUCACAUGAAAAAUCAUGUUUGGUUGUAAACCUCCAAUGUUUUGAUUCUCUAAUCAUGUUUUCGUCACAUGCUGAGUAAAAGUGCCUUACAAUGUAAAAAUUGUACAGUACUUAUGUUCCCAAGUAGCAUCAUCAUCUUCUGGGUAGUAAUUACAUUGUGGUAUUAAUAUUUAGAAAAAUGGACCUCAGCAGUGUAUUUACUGUACAUCUCUUAAGUCUUUAACUGUAGUUUUAAUAAGCAUGACAUUAUUUGAUAAGUAUAUAACAUUUACAUCAUUUCAAAAAAUACUGCCGUUACUGUCUUUUAUGCAUAUUUUAGCCUGAAAUUUUGAAGCGUCUUUUUUCUUUCUUUCUUUUUUCUUUUAUUGUUUUGUUUUUUGUUAUUGAUAUUAAACAGUGUAAUCUUUGCAAGCGUAUAUUGAAGAUUAUUCUGGAGCAUUUAUUGCCUUACCAGAAAUGUUAGUAGGAAAUGUUCUUUAGAGUAGAAAGAUAGACUUGAGUUUCUAUACUUUUAAUAAGAGCUCUUUGUUCCUGGCGGGGAGGGGGGUAGGGGGUGAAUUUUACUUUCAUCUCAAGUUAUUAAAAACCCACAACUGAGGUAAAUUUUAUUUCAAGGAUCAGCAGUUUUAGAAUUUCAGAUAGUACUUGCUCAGAAGUACAUGCUACUCAAGAUAUUAAGAGAUAACAAGAUCUGUAGAUCUGCUAUUGAAUCAGAAUCUGUGUACUUGAACAAAUGUGUGAAUCUCAAGUAUCUCAAAGCAAAAGAAAAAGUGUUUCUAGAGUGUUGUUGCUUUUUAAAAAAAGCACUAAAGUUAGACCAAGGUAUACAGUUUUGUUCUAACAGACAUUUAGGUUAAUUGUAAAGAUAAGGAAUGCAUUAUGGGUCAAAAAUCAAACAUUCCUCUCAUGUUAUGUAUAUUUUGUUCCUGUUAUAUUGGCUUUAUUUUCAAAAUUGUAGUUUGUAGUAUUAGUUUCCUUUUAUUGGUAUUCUUGCAUAUACUAUUCAUUCAAUAAAUGACUUAUGACUUUCA
Chlorocebus sabaeus (green monkey) is the source of this 4471-nucleotide messenger RNA. It is a transcript of the gene PHF6, whose product is annotated as PHD finger protein 6. The record is from RefSeq and is a predicted model, not a curated record. Gene Ontology annotation, molecular function: histone deacetylase binding; histone binding. Gene Ontology annotation, cellular component: nucleus. NCBI's taxonomy places the organism in Eukaryota, Metazoa, Chordata, Mammalia, Primates, Cercopithecidae.